Humulus lupulus (European hop) is the source of this 2142-nucleotide messenger RNA. RefSeq lists its product as uncharacterized. The record is from RefSeq and is a predicted model, not a curated record. NCBI's taxonomy places the organism in Eukaryota, Viridiplantae, Streptophyta, Magnoliopsida, Rosales, Cannabaceae. Bases 1 to 2142 code for a protein of 713 amino acids. The transcript has a single exon.
AUGAAAAAUGAAGAGAUUGCUGCCAUGUUACAGGCCCUGGAAGCUACUUUCAAACAGCAUUCGGAGUCACAAUUGGAGAAGUUUACCACCUUGUUGGACCAACAUAUGGCGAAGACUGAGGAACGACUUUCCCAAGGAUCACCACCACCGUCGCCAGGCUUGACGGGCGAAAAUAGUGCGAUGAGGGAAUCGGGUCGCACCCCAAGUCGACGUUCACACUCUGAACCAGAAGCUUCUGACGUCAAUUCCAUUUUGAAAACACUGAGGGUCAAGGUACCCAAGUUCGAUGGGACUAAUGUGGAGGAUUGGGUAUAUAAGAUCAAUAAGUUCUUUGAUCUGCAUCGAGUGGAAAAUCACAUUCGUCUGACCAUUGUACCAUUCCAUCUGGAAGGAGUCUCUUGCACCUGGUUCCAAUGGAUGGAGAAGAGUGGGUCGUUCACUGACUGGGAAUCGUUUUUGCGUGCUCUGCAGCAACGUUUUGGGACGUCCAUAUACGAUGACCCCUUAGGCCGCAUCUCCAAACUCACGCAGAAAGGAAGAGUGUCCGAUUACAGAGCUGAAUUUGAGGCUCUCAUGCCUCGUAUCACUGGAGUGCCGGAAUCGAUGUUCCUGAAUUUCUUCAUUUGGGGUCUGAAGGUGGAGAUUCGCCGUGAGCUUCUCAUGCUUCCCCCUAAGGAUUUGGCUGAUGCAAUGGCGAAGGCGCAGUUAUUUGAAGAUCGUCAUGAUGAUUGGGUUUCUCGACCUCGAGGGGAGGUUACUAAAGCUCCGUGGUCCAACCGUACAACUACCCCACACCAGGGAAUGAACUCGGUACAGUUGCCCAAACCGGGACCGUUCGCUUCAGGUACUUCUAUAUCGGCCCCCACAGGUUCUCCCUUGCCGAUUAAAAAGCUAUCACCAACUGAGUUGAAGGAGAGACGUGAUAAGGGUCUCUGUUUUACUUGCGAUGAGAAAUUUCAUUUUGGUCAUAAGUGCAAAAAUCGAAUGCUUAUUCUGUGUGGUUAUGAUGAUGAGGAGAUGGGUACCAUGGUGGACAGUGAGUCGCAUGAAGAGGCUGAAGAGACUGAAGAAGAAGUUAGCUUGAAUUCGUUAUCCAAUUCAAUGAACCCUCGUAUUUUUCGGAUUAUGGCUACACAUGGGUCCGAAGCGGUUGAAGUGCUCAUUGAUACGGGCAGUCACAAUAACUUCAUUCAAGAGGCGUUGGUCACACAGUUGCACUUGGAGUGUGAGGAUACCAAACGAUUCAAAGUCUAUAUGGGCAAUGGGAACUUUCUGCUGUGUUCCAAGAUAUGUAAAGGGGUCGAACUCAUUUUGCAGGGCCAUAGUUUCCUUGUUGAUCUGUAUGUAUUACCCAUAUGUGGUUUGGACAUUGUUUUGGGGAUGCAGUGGCUGCAAACGUUGGGUCCGUGUAUUCAUGAUCAUAAAGCGCUCACAAUGGAAUUUACUUGGCAAGGUACGGUUAUCAAGCUGGCGGGAUCGAAGGAAUUGGCAGCUCACCAAUUAUCUUUUACUCAGUUUCAUGCGAUGCUUCAAGAAGGAGAGGUUAAGGAUAUCUAUCGCCUCUCAGCGGUUUUGGACAGGACCGAGAGUAAACAGCCGCCUUUUGACGCAUUGGCAGCUCAAUUUCCUUCUAAUGCACAGGAAGUUCUGACUGAAUUUGAGGAUAUUUUUCAGGAGCCUGAUCAACUACCGCCGCAUAGAGGGACUGACCAUCGCAUAUUUCUACAGCCGGGUUCCACACCGGUUAAUGUUCGCCCAUAUCGGUACCCGUAUUUUCAGAAGGAUUUGAUUGAGCAAUUGGUCAAGGAGAUGCUGGCUGUGGGUUUUAUUCGUCCAAGCACUAGCCCUUAUUCUUCACCCGUUUUGUUGGUUAAAAAGAAAGACGGUACAUGGCGCUUUUGUGUGGACUAUCGGGCUCUUAAUGGGAUCACCGUUAAAGACCGCUUUCCUAUUCCUACGAUUGAUGAAUUGGGCAGCGCUAGAGUAUUCUCUAAACUUGACUUGCGGGCGGGGUAUCAUCAAAUCCGCAUGGAUCAUAGAGACAUUCACAAAACAGCCUUCCGGACCCACGAAGGCCACUAUGAAUUUGUGGUUAUGCCGUUCGGCCCACCAAUGCUCCCUCCACUUUUCAAGCGACAAUGA